Lachancea mirantina is the source of this 915-nucleotide messenger RNA. The record is from the annotation of a GenBank genome assembly. Lineage: Eukaryota; Fungi; Ascomycota; Saccharomycetes; Saccharomycetales; Saccharomycetaceae.
AUGGCUACGAAUGCCAAGUUAGCCAAGACUUUGGCGAGAUUUGAAGCUCGAAUCCAAGCUAAAGAUUACUAUGAGGCUCAUCAGACACUUCGAACUAUCGCAAACCGAUACAUACGGAGUAAGAACUAUGAACAAGCAAUUGAUUUAAUUAGUCAAGGUGCUCAGUCAUUUUUGAAUGCUAAACAGGGUGGAUCUGCUACAGAUUUGAUUUUCUAUUUGCUGGAAGUGUAUGAGCAGGCGGAAAUUGAAAGUAACGAAAUUUCCGUGGCUCGUUUGGUACAAUUAUUGGCCGGAUUAGAUCCAGAAGAGCCAAAUUUGAAGGACGUUGUCACAGGGAUGAACAAUUGGUCCGUGAAACAUGGUGAUUUCAAAUAUGGAGAUCCAUAUUUGCAUUCUGUGAUCGGUGCGAAAUUGAUGGACGCAGGUUUGGUUUAUGAGGCUGAACGAUACCUUGUCCUAGGUACACAGGAUUCUGUCGAAAAAUACGUGGAUUUGAUAUGGAACUGGUUUGAACAAGCCAGUGAUGUUGGUGCCGCGGGAGACUUUGUUUCCCGUCCAAUUUUCAAUUAUCUUUUCAUUGGCAAUUUUGAAUGGUGUUACGUUGCUAAGACCAGGUUUUUGAACUUGUUUAUCGAGAAAUACAAUCCUCAACACGAAGUAAUCGACAAAAAUGGGUUUCAAAUGAUCUACUUUGCUGACAGUGCUGAACUUAACUUUCUUCAACAGUUGGUGCUCGUUUGUCAGACCCAAAAUGCAGAACUUUUCAAUAGUUUGAAAACCCAUUACGCCGGUUCCAUACAGAAAUAUUCUGCGCAACUAGACUAUUUGGGCCAAGAAUAUUUUGGUAUCAAGGUCCAAAAACCGGUCAAUUUCAUGCAAGAUAUCCUUUCGGGACUGUUAGGAGGUCCCAAAUAA